UUUAAAUGUGUGAUAGUCAUACAUUUCAUGGCACUAAAAGUUCAAUGCAGUUUAGUUCAUAAUUCGUACAGAGUGAUAAAAGAAUCCCUUUCCUUCAGUCCUGCCUCAGCCAAUCUUGGCAAGAAGCCUAGCGUGUGUUGUGUUGUGCACUUUGGUUCCUAUGGAGAUGGAGCGAGGUUUUGACCUUCAGCCCGUCCUACAGCAAUUCUGCUUUCACACAGUAGGUCUCCAGUGCUCUCCUGUCAUGGAGAGGAGCAUCCUUUUUUCAGGACAGAUCUAGCCUAUCUGAAAUAUAUAACAGAACUAUUAUCCGCGGAAUCUGUGUAACUGAUUUUACAAUGGCCACACUGUAUACAUCAUCUAUACCUCACAGUAUUAAGCAAUGGCAUUUGGAAAGUUUAGGGCUUUUUGCUAGAGGCCCAAAGUCCUCAGACCAGAUCCAGAAAAUGGAACUUCUACAUACACGAUUCAGCACAUGGACACCUAUUGAAAACAAAUCUCUUAACAGUCAGCUCUUUCAGGAAAGAAUCAGGCUUAUAAGUCAUUGGUUUGACCUGUGGACGGACAAACAGCGAAAGGAGUUUCUCCAUGAGAUAUUAAUCAAAUGCAACAAAUCACAAGUGAAAUUUGCUGAAAAAUGGCUUUUGGAAAAUACCCCAGUGAUCAAAGUGGACUUCACCACUUUACUGCCACGAUUCAUAUCUUUGUAUAUCUUCUCCUUUCUCAACCCGAAGGAUCUUUGUGCAGCAGCCCAGGUCAGCUGGCACUGGAAGUUUUUAACUGAACAGGAUUGUCUGUGGAUGCCAAAAUGUAUUACAUUAGGUUGGUUUCUUCCCUACACUCCAGAGAAAAAUGAACACGGAGCUUGGAAGCAACAUUACAUGGUUUGUGCAACUGAUGUAGAUCACAUAACUCCGAGGGUGAACCCAGAAACCUUUGAAGAAUAUAAAACAGAGUAUGAAGAGCAACAAGAGAGAAUGCAUGCAGAACAUCAACGAAAAAUUAUUAGAGAGCAAAUGGCACUACACAAGAAGGAAUUGUUGAAAGCUCGCCCCCCUUGGUUAAGUGGAACACGAAGCUCAGGAUUUUACAGACAUGGAUGCCAAUUGAGUUUGUCUCAGACUAUCCAUGACCGAUCUAGAUUGCCUGCAGCAGUGAUACUGGCAAAGAAAAUAAUAGUUUCUCCAAAUGAUAUGCCCUCAAAACAUUUUUCUGAAGAAAUGAAAUCUGAGCUGAAAUUCAGUCGAGAAGCAGAGAAGCAGCUUCUGAAGAAUGUGGCUUACAGCGGCUCUUAUCUUACAAUGCCUCACAAACAUUGUUGGACUGUUUCCCGAAGCUACCCUUAUGGGGAUCAUGUUCUUCAGCCACAUCUGAUACUCAUAUCAUCCCAUCUUCCUGCUUAUGAGCUGAUUGUGGACAGUGUUAAGCCUGGAGUCAUCCCUGUAGUAUACGAGCCGAGCAGCAGCACCUUGGAAAGCCUUCUUUUCUAUGUGCAAAAGGCCCUGGAUGGCCAAGCAUCAAAGAGUAUUGGGAUUUUUAGCAAUGGAAAUUCCAGGGGGAUUAACCUGCUUCAAGGCUACAGAAUCAACAUCAAGAACCUGCUUAAACCUGAAGUGAGAGACUUUUGGGAGAAGUUAAAAAGCUGUGUCACUUCUGCACAAGAGGGUGGCAGGAUAGACAUCUUUGUUCCUUUGGCAGCUUCAGAGGCAGGGCUGGAAGUCCUUUCUCAGCUCUCUCGUUUAACUGGCAUGCCCAUAAGGACCCCCACAGGAAUAGCAACUGGAUCCUAUCAGCACAUUCUCAGUGAAUGGCUGGGAAAUCAGAAGGAUGCAUUUCCUCCAUCUCUCUACUUCACUGACGUAAAGCUGCAAAUGUGGCUUAGAUUCACAGAACUUCUGGAAGAUGCGCUGAAAGCUGUCAGAAAACAAUUAAGGCCACAUUUCUCUGAUUUGAGAAAGAAUAUUAUUGGCAAGAUUCUUGGUCAAAUUAUGUUUGAAGCACUCAGCUGGUAUGAAGUUCAAGACAACCAAAGAGUUGCCCAGGUUUUGGCUGAUGGAUUAGCUGAACUUUCAAGAGGAAACCAUGAAAAUCCUUUGGAAUUUCUAUCAUUUUUCUUGAUGAAGAAACAUACAAAAAAUGAAAAACUUAGAAGAGAGGUUUUCUUGACUGGAAACAACUCAGAAGCAAGCUUUGAAGAAUCAGUUAAGAAUGGCUGGCUUUAUGAGCACAUAGCAGACAAGCGCAAAAGCUUUGCUAUUGAGCUUCUGCUCAGUGAAAAGAACUAUGUGCACAUUCUGGAAAUUGUAAGAGCUGUUUAUGUCAAGCCACUGAAUGCAGCCUUAGCCUCAAACCGAGCCAUCCUAAGCCAUGUCAGCAUUCAGCUCAUCUUUGCAGAUAUUUUGGCCAUCUUACAACUGAACAAGUGGUUCUUAGAAGUGUUAAUUCAAAGACUUAAUGAAUGGAGCCCAGCCCAAAAUUUAGGAGAUCUAUUCAUUGCAUUUGGCCGGCAGCUUCAAACAUACAUAAACUUCUACAACAACUACACAGUAAUUCUGAAAACCAUAGACAAGUGCAGGGAGACCAUUCCAGUAUUCCGUGCUUUCUUGAAGAGACAUGAUAGGACUGUCGUUACGACCAUGAGGAGUCUACAAGAACACCUCUUGUGCCCUUCAAAGAGGAUUGAAGAAUACAUCACUCUCCUGCAUGCGCUGAGAGUUCACACUCCUGCAGGACACACUGACCGGGAAGAUUUGACAGCUGCAAUUAGUCAAAUGAAAAGAUACAAGGAUUAUGUAGAUCAGCUAAAGCUAAACGUGGGCAGAGACGACCAACUAUUAAGUACACAAAGACUCAUCCAAGGAUGUCCAACGUUACUGAAAGCCAGUAGGUUACUAAUCAGAACCCAAGACGUAGCCUUGCUAAAGUGCUGUUCUGAGAAAGUUGCUGUGCCAUACAGGCUCUAUGAACACACACAUGAUCUUAGCCUUUUCCUUUUCAAUGACAUUCUUGUCAUCACACAACGCAGCAUCUCACACAAACCUUUUGAACGGAUCUCAACAACAACUCAUCAGUUUUUGACAGCGGUAACACUUCAUCAACUCCUUGUUGACGAUAUUCCAGACUCGAAAUAUAUCAAGAAUGCCUUUUGUCUGCAAGGACCCAGGAAGCAAUGGAUUUGUUGUACUGAGGAAGACGACAAGUUCACAUGGCUUUCAUCACUACAAAAGGCAAUUAUUUGUAGUAUAGAAGAUAAUGUUUACUAACUUUACCCAUAUUGGUUAGUUGCUCAUUACUUCUAUGAGUACAGAAGAAUAUGACCAUUUCAUUAACCUUUGUUCAGCAAGUUACUGUAAACACGAAUGACUGCAAGUGAUUCUCUACUAACAGUGAUGUAGAUCUUCAAUUAUUUCAACUUUACAGUAAAAAACUUUGAACUUUAUUUUCUAGCUUUCUUGGAGGGCGGUGGCAGCGGCAGAAUUUGUAACUGUACGAAAUAUAGAUUUAGUGCCAAUACUCAUUCUUGGAAGCUACCAAAGAUCAAAGUACUAGUAAGGGUUUAUCUACCAGGAAGCACAUAUUUUUAUUCUCUUUUCUUAGUUUGUUCUAAAACAGCAUCAUUAAUAGUUUCCAACACCAGGGAACACAUUUUAUGGUAUUUAAUUAGCCAGUUGAAUUAAAUGUUUCUAUCUAAAUCUUUUAUUAUUCAUAAACUUCCCAAUGCAAGAAUUAAGAGGUUCAAGAUUAUGAAAGUACUAAGUGAUGGCUUCAUGAACUCUUAAUAAAAUUGUUUUGGAGUGCCUCCAUUUUUCUUGUCUACCUGCCAUGAAGGAAAAGUUACUACAAGAACAGGAACGAAUGCAGGGAUAGGCACGUGGCCUUCCAAAUGCUUUUUGGCCACCAGAACUAAGGGCAAGUGAUUAGCUGCAGUAGUCCAUAAACAUCUGGAAAGUUGUAGCUAAGAACCCUGAAACAAUGAGUGUUUAGGAUCCUCCAUCAUCUAAAGGAAGGCAAUAAAAUAUUUGAGUAACACAAAUAGAUAUUUCUCCUGAAAGGGGUUCACUCUAUCAUGGUCAGCUUAUUAAAAGAAAGAAGAGAAAGGUUUUUGUUCCUCAUGAAACCAUUUUGGUUUAGGAAUUUUUGUAGUGUUGUUUUCUCAUUCCAUCCAUUUUCUCAUACACUAUCCAUAUCAAACUGUUUAGGACUAGAUAUCCCAGAAUUGUGCGUAAUACCUGACCAUUCUUCAUACUCUGACCAUCUCAGAUCUAGGAACUAGGCAGAGUUUUGUCACUCACUGACAAACUUUCAGACAAUUUACUUCAUUUAUAUGAGCGGAUAAUAACAGAGGCAUCAGUUACACCAUGACACUGGAAAUCAUCACAGCUUGGCAUAUUGGUUAAAAUAGCAAAAUGGUGUUUUUAAUCAUGUUGCUUUAAGACAUUCUCAAUAGUCGCUAACUUCAUAGCAGAGUAUGUACUUUUAUUUAUGGUAUUUGAUAUGAAAUCUAAAAAACCCCAUAAAAACUAAGUAUGAUGGAUUAUACUGGCCAAAUCAAUAGUCAGAACUCUUGAUGUUGCAUUGGCAAAGAGAGAGGGGGUCGAUAAAAUGAUCUGCUUGACUGGAGAAGACCUCUAGUUGUUGUUCCCUUCUCAUGAUGGUCUUACUGUCCAGCUCUGUGCUACUUUCUAGGACCCAACAGUAGUUGAUCCCAUUCAUCAAGAUCCAAACUAGAGCAAAGACAAGAGCAAGGUUUUUGUUUCUACCCAUGGCAAAGCAAUUUGGGGUAGCUGAAUGAAAUUAUACGGUUUGGGAAGCACCAUGGGUAGUUCACAGAGAAUGAGAGAAUCUAAGGGAAGACCAACCUAUUGGGGGCAGAAAUGAGUAAGAGACAGUGAAGAAAGAGAAAGGAAGGAAAUAUAGAACUGGAAGGGAGGAGGCAGCAUAUCUAGGGUUAUGGGUGGGCUCUGAGAGAGGGUUCACCUUAUUCUCCUUGUAAGAAAGCUCU
Anolis sagrei ordinatus is the source of this 5002-nucleotide messenger RNA. It is a transcript of the gene ECT2L, whose product is annotated as epithelial cell transforming 2 like. Gene Ontology annotation, molecular function: protein binding; guanyl-nucleotide exchange factor activity. The record is from RefSeq and is a predicted model, not a curated record. NCBI's taxonomy places the organism in Eukaryota, Metazoa, Chordata, Lepidosauria, Squamata, Anolidae.